Messenger RNA from Lucilia cuprina (Australian sheep blowfly), 2123 nucleotides. Its product is annotated as synaptic vesicle glycoprotein 2A-like. Gene Ontology annotation, molecular function: transmembrane transporter activity. Lineage: Eukaryota; Metazoa; Arthropoda; Insecta; Diptera; Calliphoridae. The coding region runs from base 126 to 1817 and encodes 563 amino acids. The transcript has 7 exons. Gene Ontology annotation, biological process: transmembrane transport. The record is from RefSeq and is a predicted model, not a curated record.
ACACCACACACGAUUAAGUCUCAGUUUUAUAAGAUCAGACCACGGGAAUUAAAAAAAAUAAAAACAAUAUAAAUUUCGACAAAAUUUAAAAAUUUUGUUAAAUUUUUAAUUAAAAACAGUGAAUAAUGGAAGAUUUAGAAAAAUUAUUAAAUCAUGAAAAAGCAAAGCAUACAGUGGCUACCAUAGAGGGUGGCAAUGUUGUGGCUGGACAACCGGAACUUAGUAAGGGUACGGAGUAUUUUGAAAAGGCCUUAGAAUUGACUACUUUUGGCAAAUUUAAUUACAUUAUUAUCUUUAUAUCCGGUCUCAUACUUGCCAAUGUUUUGCUGGAAACUUUGGCCAUUAGUUUUGUUUUACCCGUCUCCGCCUGUGAUAUUAACUUAUCGAUUCAGGAACGUGGCAUAAUGAGUGCCAUUGGUUUUGCUGGUAUUAUUUUUAGUUCCCACUUAUGGGGCUUUUUAGCUGACACCCAAGGCCGAAGGAAAAUCAUAAGACCUACUUUAUUAGUAGCUUUCUGCAUAACAUUCUUAUCCAGUUUUUCUAAUGACUUUUGGACUUUGGUUAUUUUAAGAUUCCUUAAUGGUUUUUGUGUUUCUGGUGGUUCUGCCACUGUUUAUGCUUAUUUGGGCGAGUUUCAUACACAAAAGAAUCGUGCUCGUGCCAUUAUGGGAGCUGCUUUUAUUUUUGGAUUGGGUGCCAUGCUUAUGCCCGCCAUUGCCUGGCUGUUCAUUAAUCAGGAAUGGCGUUUUGCUUUACCAUUUUUGGGCAUUACCUACAAACCCUGGCGUUUGUUUAUGGUAAUUUGUGGUAUUCCUGGUCUCAUUUGCGGUUUGAGUUUAUUCAAAAUUCCCGAAAGUCCCAAGUACUAUUUGGGCCAGGGUAAAGAAGAUAAAGCUUUGGAGAUUUUAAAAGAUAUUUAUCAUAUGAAUACAGGAAAGCCAAGAGAUUCUUAUCCGGUCACUCGUGUCACCGAAGAUUUGGAUCCCAAUAGUAAACCCCGUGUUGUUGUCAAUAAUGAUAAUAGAAAUGCCGCCAGCAUAUUACUCAGAUCGAUGUGGACUCAAACACAACCUCUAUUCAAUCGUGAAUAUAUACGCAAUACUCUGCUCAUCUGUUUCAUACAAUUCUCGAUCUUUGUCACCUCGAAUGGCAUGUAUAUGUGGUUCCCAUACAUUUUGAAUAGUGUAGCUGAAUUUAUGUCGGAAAAUCCUGGCAAUACAACCUAUAUUUGUGAUGUAGUCUAUGCUAAACAGAAGGUGAUGAUGCAAUUGGAAUUGGCACAAAAUGAUGCCUCCAUAGAUUUUACACAAGAAUGUAAUGAGAAAUUGGAAAUCAGUACUUAUAAACAUUCUUUGGUUUUGGAAGUUUUAUAUGCUGUAGGUUUUGCUUUUAUUGGAGCUAUUAUUAAUAGAAUCGGUAAACGUAUUAUACUUUUCGUUUGUUUGGCCAUUUGUGGUAUAUGUGGUGUUGCUACCAUUUAUGUUGAUAUACCCAUGUUGGCUAUAUAUUUAUAUGUCGUACUCUUACUUUGUGGUUUGGUUAUUAAUGUCUUGAGUGCUGCCACCGUGGAUCUAUACCCUACGCGUCUAAGAGCCAUGGCAGUAUGCAUUUCCCUUAUGAUGGGUCGUUUGGGUAGUGUAGUGGGUGCUAAUGUUGUAGGCGCUCUCAUUACCAAUCACUGUGAAGCGGCCUUUUUAACCUCUGGUAUUUCCUUAAUUGUUGCUGGCCUAUUAGGCUUUUUGAUUGCCAAAAAUCCCAAGAUUGUUAUCGUCGAUACUUCGAGACGCGCUAGUUUGGUCUCUAUGACGGGGAACUAGUCUAAACGAUUUUAUUCACAAAAAACAUGUACUUUAUGUUUUUAUAUAAAUUUUUUAUUACACCUAUAAGUUAAUAUUGAGUCAAUAGUUUCCCAAAGAAAAAAAGGUACUGCAUAUUUAGUUUGUAGUAGUAUUAGAGUAGUUAGUAAAAAUUAGAAUUAAUCUUAAAGUCUGAUUUCAUCAUAAUUACCUGAUCACUUCCUGUAAUCUAUAAGUCUGCAUAAUAUAUAUAUAUAUUUAUUUGAUAUAAAUAUGUACUAUAAUAAUUAUUAUUAAUUAAAUUAGUAAAUAAAUUAAUGUUUAAAA